Messenger RNA from Closterium sp. NIES-65, 2121 nucleotides. Lineage: Eukaryota; Viridiplantae; Streptophyta; Zygnematophyceae; Desmidiales; Closteriaceae. The record is from the annotation of a GenBank genome assembly.
AUGAUUCGUGGCGAUAUCUUUUCCUGUAUUUCUGACGACCUGCUGGGUGUGAUCCUUCGUUCCGUUGCGUCUAACGGCAAUGAUUUCGACUGCAAUGAGUCGCUCGCUAAUAACGAGGACAUUCUUCAGAAGAAAAUCGAGGAUGCAUUGCAGAAGCCGCCGCCAUGCGACAGCCAGCAGUUAGGCACGACUAAGGUCCCUCCUUCCGAGACUUGUUCUUUAGUCACGUUCAGCCACGCUCUGGUCUGCAAGCGAUGGCUGCGCGUCGCCAGCUCAGUGCAUCCCGCGAUCAUCGUGCCGCGCAACCGCUUCUUCUCCGCACGAGCUUUCUCCUCCCUCCUGGCUCCACCAAAAUCUGGGUUCGCGAAUCUUAGUCACCUGCAUUUUGGCGAGUUCGCGUUCGACUCCAUUGACAGCAACCUCGUGCGAUCCAUUUGCACCGGAUGCGGCCCGUCCCUCACGCAUCUCACGAUGCACCUGUACGAUCGAUGGUUCUCGCGAUCCAGCAGCAGACGCCAUGGACAGUCGACCACCCUCGUACCGUCCGAUGUUGCCGCCAUCUUUGAAUCCUGCUCGCGAUUGGUCGAUCUCCAGCUGGACGGCGUUCAGGAGAUUCCGGCUGCCAUCAGCCGUCUGCAGCAGCUCACGAGGCUCAGCGUGAGCCAUUGCCCGCAGCUGACCAGGCUGCCCGAAAACCUUCACCAACUGCCCAAUCUGGACACAGUGGAGCUGAAUGGACUGAUGGCUUUGACAGCAUUACCUGAGAGUAUUGGCCAGCUGCCAGCUCUACAGGAAUUAUGCAUUCACACCUGCUCGCGACUGACGCAACUGCCAGGCUCCCUAUCUAGCAGCCAGACUCUCCGUCGCCUCACAGUCGACAACUGCCCUGACAUGGUCUCGCUACCCGAAGACAUCGGCCAGAUUGCAACUCUCCAGUACCUGCACCUCGACUCCCUUGAUGAGCUCAAUGUGCUUCCCGACUCCGUUGGCCUGCUCUCUGGCAUUAAGGAGCUGAAGAUCGUUGACUGCUCCGAGUUGGAGGGUUUCCCGCAGUCUGUUUCGGCCAUGGAGUCUCUCACCUGCCUCGUUCUCGACGGCUGUGCUGUAAAUGCGUUGCCCGAAGACAUUGGGCAGCUUCAAAACUUGACAUUCAUGAAGCUGUCUUGCACCGGACUCAUGGAGCUGCUGGAAUUUUUUGGGCAGCUUGGGAAGCUGAGGGAGCUGAUUUUGCAUGCGUGCUACGACCUGGCUGAGCUCCCAGCCUCCUUCUCUAACCUCUCUUCACUGGAAACGCUGGAGAUCUACGGUGGAACCUCUCUUGAAAAGCUGCCUUUGGGGUUUGAGCAGCUGCCGCAGCUGAGGAGAUUGGAGCUGUUUAACUGCUCCAUCAGCAAAUUGCCUGACAAUUUUGGAGACUUGGCGAACUUGAAAGAGUUCAAGAUUGGUACCAAGGAUACUUACACCAGGAGAGGGUUUAACGUUGACAGGAGUUUGGAAGCAGAGGCUGUUUCUGAGUCUGACUUACGCGGUUCAUGUGCACUUCUUAGCCAUACCAGUUUGCCUUCGCUACCAGAUAACCUGAGCGACCUGAGAGAGCUGAAAGUACUCCUUCUCAAGGACUUCCCCGCCAUGUCACUGCUUCUUGCCUGCCUGCCCGACCUUUCCAAUCUUGAACAGUUGACCAUCAAGUCUCUCCCGCUACUUACCCACCUGCCCGAUAACCUUGGGCAGCUGAGGGCCAUCAAAUUGCAUGUGCAUUCAUGCAAGGACUUGCAAGGCCUUCCUCCUUCCCUCACCCGCAUGGCCUCCCUCAUAUCCCUGAGCAUCGUUGACUGUCCCCGGAUCACCAGCCUCCCAGAUUCCAUCUCCUCCCUCUCCCACCUCGCAUCUCUGACGCUCAACCACCUGCCUGGUCUGCACCACGUUCCGCCCACUCUCCCCCUCCUCCCGUCCCUUGUCAAACUUUCGCUACGAGGGUGCACUGGAUUACAUGCGUUAUCCAACGACUUGGGCAGUUUGUCCUGUCUGAGGGAGGUGGAUCUGGAUGGGUGCUCGCAGCUAGAGGUGCUGCCACAGUCGCUUCUGGACAGGCAAAAUGUGAUUGAAGUGAAGGGCAUCUGA